AUGCACAUUCAGGCAUGGGCCGUGUAUUUUCCAGAGGAGGAGCUAACGGCAUUCAACGAGCUUGUUCAGAUUGUGGCAGACACAAAAGAGAAGCUGAAGCCUAUGCUCUCUCAGCAGAACAUUGAAGACAUUGCUGGAUCAAAGGUGUACGAGCUAUCCAUACAGACGCUGGAGAUGCUUGUGCCCAAAGAGCAUCUUGACUCAGAUGCAGGAAGCAUGCUUUCAUGCAUAUGCUGUGCGCUUUCUGAGAUUUUGUACGAUGCAGGGCAUUUAUGCAUUAAGGUGCAUGCCAGGAUAACAACAUUCCGGUAUCAGAGCAGAUUUGUGGAUGUAGAUGGUACAAGCCUUGGAAAGCUUGUGUUCAUAUCUGGAACUGUUUGCAGAGUGGGAUUCCGAAGGAUUGUGUGCAUUAAGAUGGAGUUUGAGUGUACGAAGUGUGGGGAGGUGCUGACAGUGAGCAUGAAAGACAACAUCUUUAGGCCACCUAGGGGAUGCAAGGCGAUGUGCAAUUCGAAGGUAUUUGUGCCAUUGAAAGCAACGCCUGGAAUGCAUUGCAUGGACACACAAGACAUCAAGAUACAGGAGCUUUAUGGAGGAGAGGGAGAUGCUGGCAAUAGAAUGCCCAGAAUGAUGGAAUGCAUACUCAAUGACGAUUUUGUAGGUACAAUGGCGCCUGGAGACAUAGUGCAGGUUGUUGGUGUUCUUGGAGUUGAGCUUGAGAGCGAGAGUCUAUACAAGCUGGUUAUAAGGGUCAACAACAUUCAGAUAGUGAAGAAUAAAGGGCUGUUUGUUGAAAGCUUGGAGUGCCAGGGAGCAGACUUUAUGGAAUUUAGAAGAAUAGCAAAGAGCGAAGGGAUACUGAAUCUGUUUAUUGAAGGCUUCUACUCGACGGUUUAUGGCAACGAGCUGAUCAAAGCAGGGCUGGUGCUUGCGCUUUUUGGAGGGACACGGAAAAGCAUAAGGCAACACUUGGUGCGAUCUGAAAUACAUGUGCUGAUAAUCGGAGAUCCUGGGCUUGGAAAGAGUAGGCUGCUUCUGAGCACAUGUGUGGCUCUUCCGAAAAGCAGUUAUGUCAGUGGUAGCUUUGCAACGGCAGCAGGAUUGACGGUGUCACUGACACAUGACCCGAUUUCUGGGGAGUAUAUGGCUGAUGCCGGGGCACUUGUUGUUACUGACAAUGGAGUAUGCUGCUUGGACGAGUUUGACAAGAUAGACGACCAUGCGGUCCUGUUUGAGGCGAUGGAAGACCAGAGGGUCAGUGUUGCAAAGGGAGGCGUGAUAUGCAGUAUCCCUACGAGGAGCACGGUGGUAGCAGCAACGAAUCCCAGGCAUGGGCAUUUUGACCGAACGAAGGGGAUGGAGGAGAAUGUAAGGUUUGACAGUGGAUUGCUUUCGAGGUUUGACUUGGUUUUUGUUCUUUUGGACGACCUGGCCGAGGACGAGUGCCAGGGAAUAUCAACAAGGAUUCUCAGGAAGAGGCAGGGAGCAAAUGUGCCUGAGGAGCAUAUUGAUGAGCUAGUUAAGUCGAUCAGAAGCGAUGUAUUUAUUGAGGAUCUGAAGAGGAAAGGGAACGAUGUGUAUGCAUGCGAUGCAUUGAGGAAGUACAUACUGUAUGCAAGAGGAAAUGUGUUUCCGACGCUUAGCAAAUCUGCAAAGGAUGCUUUGAAGGAGUAUUAUUUGGAAAUAAGAAAGGAGUUUGGGGCGGGUACAAGGGAUCUUGAGGCGUUGGUGAGGCUUACCGAGGCGAGGGCAAAGAUGGAGCUAAGGAGCAUAGCCACGAAGGCGGAUGCGAUGUUUAGUGUGGAGCUGUACAGAAGAGCAAAGUCUUACAAGAAGAAGAUGGCAGUGGAUAGGAGAAAAAGCAAAGACUUCAACGAGAUGCUCAGGGAGUAUAAGCAUAAGAGUGGAGAUGGACUGAUCAGCAGGGAGAUACUUUGCGAGAUGGUAAGUGGAUUUGAUUGCGAAAAGAAUGCGGAGGAGUUUAUAGAGAUGCUGAAUCACAAUGGUGCACUGAUCAGGAAAGGAAAGGAUAUGUACAAGAUAUUAAUCUGA
Messenger RNA from Ordospora pajunii, 2052 nucleotides. Its product is annotated as MCMP-loop domain-containing protein. The record is from RefSeq and is a predicted model, not a curated record. Gene Ontology annotation, cellular component: nucleus; MCM complex. The transcript has a single exon. NCBI's taxonomy places the organism in Eukaryota, Fungi, Microsporidia, Ordosporidae. Gene Ontology annotation, molecular function: single-stranded DNA helicase activity; single-stranded DNA binding; ATP hydrolysis activity. Bases 1 to 2052 code for a protein of 683 amino acids.